Messenger RNA from Medioppia subpectinata, 960 nucleotides. Lineage: Eukaryota; Metazoa; Arthropoda; Arachnida; Sarcoptiformes; Oppiidae. The record is from the annotation of a GenBank genome assembly.
AUGAAAAGUAACGAUAGGGUGGAAAUAGGAGGAGCGGAUGAUAGCAUACGAAUGGACGAGAAUGUGUUUCGUACGGAUAGAGUUCACAAAGUCUUCUACCGAUUAAUACGGAAUGUCAUUAUAUUCUUCGUGGGAUUCGGCGCUCCACUCAAUCAAUGGCUCAAACCUAACGAUAUUUUUCGCUUAUUAUUGGAUAAACACAAAAACCUAUGGCUUUACUACAGAAUCUAUUGUUGGCUUUUAAUACACAUAUGUCUGGUUCUCAACAUCUCAUCCCUCGUCUAUCUAUUAGUUUGGAUUAAUAAAGACGUAUCGGAAUUAUGUCAACAAAUAGUGCAACUCAUAUGGAGUUUGUCUGCGUGUGUGGCCAUAGACUCGAGUUAUUACUACCGAAACUCAACAUUACUUGAGGGCACGUGUGAGACCACUGACCAAACCCUCAAAGGCUGCCAACAAAUGGACCACAAAACACAACUGUUGAACAGUUGUAUACUAUCUCCAAAUGUCUACUAUACGUUCAUCGGUUGCAACACAAUGUUAUUUGUCAUCUUCUCGUACAUCGCGUUCAAAGCGGCCUCAGAUGUGAGCGUAAUGUCGGAUAAGAGCAAGAAAUUGAUCGAAGAAUACGUCACGUGUACACCAUAUGAGAAGAGAUCAAUGGAGUUCAAUGUGGAGUACCAGCACUUGAAUUCUACCAUAUUCUCAAAGUCAGUCAAUCUAACGCUAUUCGGUUUUGGCUCCAUAACCAAAGUGUCGCUCGGCUUAGGGCUCAUUACUUGUCUGCCAUACAUUCCCGACAUAAUUGAGUUCAGUUUAGAGCAUAGUUGUGGCAAAAUCGGGAGUAAUCUGUUUGUGAUCGGAGACAGACGUAAUCGAUUCCUAACCAAUCCUAUCGAAUAUCAGUACUUCUGUUCAGUUCAGAAGUCGUGGGUUAAAGACAUUCACGACUACAUCAGGGAA